GCACGCGCCCCCCUCCAGUCUCCGCCGCCCGCCGCUCGCCGGAAAAAUCCUCCGACAUGGACGAGUCUUGGAGAAUGAGGAUGGGAAUGCCCAAAAUGCCGCCGCCGCCAACAGGGUACCCACCGGACCACCUCCCCGGCCGACUCACGGCGGCCGCCGCCUCACACCGCCGGCAAAACACCAUCUCCGACGAGCCCCUAAACCCCGAGGACUUCGACGACGUCUUCGGCGGGCCCCCUCGCACGGUCCUCUCCGGCCGAUUUGCCACCGCCUGCCAGAGAUCGCGGUCGACUUCGUCCUCCUCCGGGGGCUUCAUUUACGAGGAGAUCUUCCGGCCGGCCGAUAGGGCGCCGCCGCCUGCGGCGGCGGGAAGGACCGGCAGGAUGUUGCCGGAGUUUAGGAUCCCGGGUGAGAAGGGUAGCGAUUUCUACAGUGAUAUCUUUGGGUGGGAAGAUCAUGAGAGGGUGGUUAGGUCAAGGUCACGUUCGAAGGCAAGCUCAUCGUCGGUACUGAGCUCGGAGGAGCUCAGCCCUCUCCAGCCGGCGGCCGCCGUCGACGGCCAAGAUGAUAUUCUAUGGCGCGAGAGUGGUUGGUUUGCAGUAUCUCUUUCAGACUUAACUGAGAUCUCACAAGUGAAGAAAGCGUAUCAGAAAGCUCGUUUGUGCUUACACCCUGAUAAGUUGCAGCAAAGGGGAGCCACGAUACAGCAGAAAUACAUUGCCGAUAAAGCUUUUUCACUUCUUCAGGAUGCUUGGGAGGCAUUUGUUGCACAAAGGGUCUCUUGAGGAUGAAAUUGUUGAUUAUUGAGGAACUAAAUUCAGAGUUUAUGGUCUAAAUAUGGAGAAGAAAACAAACAUCUAAGCAGAGAGAAUUUGUUGAGGGUUUUAUGUACAUAAUCUGUGUGCUUUCUCUACAGUGUGCAAAUAGUUUUCUUUCUUUGAUCGUCGGAUUAUAAUGUUGCUGGCCGGUUUCAGUUUUGGUUCGGUUUAUGUAACAAAUUUCGAAUGCAAUUUGAUGGAUCAAACUUUUUUCUGCCAUUGUUUAAAGAGGAUGUUAUAAACUGAAUCUGACAAUAAUAUCACAUGACUUGAUACAUUAAUGAUUUGGCUGAACAAAUAAUGCCCUUUAACUUUCAAUGCAUGCCAUAGAACUCUUUCAUCCAAA
This is a messenger RNA of Striga asiatica, 1164 nucleotides long. Lineage: Eukaryota; Viridiplantae; Streptophyta; Magnoliopsida; Lamiales; Orobanchaceae. The record is from the annotation of a GenBank genome assembly.